AGAUGAAACGAAUCUUAGAAAUAAAUUAUAAAUAUUUUUUUAUAUUAAUUACAAUUAAUUAAUAUGAGUUACUAAAUUUCCAUGGAAUGAUUGAAUAUUUUUUAAAUUACCAACCAUAACACUGAAAUCCAAUGACAAUUCAAGAUGUAUUUUCCCAUAGGAUGGCCAAAAGUGCUGAAAAACUUAGGAGCAGAUACUCAGUUAAUCAAGCAAAUAGUAUCUAACCGAGAUAAGAUCCUAUUUGCGUGUUUAUGUGAUGAAAGUUUAUCCGUAUGGUUUUGUAAACCAACUGUACCUGUAGUUUAUCAUAAACGGAGUGCGGAAUCUCUACAACGACUUGGUGUCAAUGUGUGUGUGGAGUGGAAACCAGAUUCAUCUAUGAUAUGUAUUUCAACUUCAGAAGGACAUUUGAUUUUAUACAAUGUAGAAUCACAGAAUGAACACACUGCAUAUCAGCAAUGUGACCCACCUACAGCAAGUCUCCGGAGGGACUCUGCAGAACUAUUUGUUAAGGAAGUUAUACCAUCUUUGAAGAUUACCUUAUUUAAAGAAAUUCUAGUGUGGGAUGGACACAUAACCAGGAUGUGUUGUAUAUCUGGAACAGAAAUACUUGUGUGCACAACAAGAGCCCAUUUACUGCGAUAUCGCUGGGACGGCAGCCAGAACAGAGACUAUUGCCUUGAUCUUGGUCGAAUACCUUUUUCUAUAAAUCAGCAGGUUUCUAAAGCGGAACCAAUUUUAGAAGAUAACACACAUGUUAAUGAUAUUGAGUACUCUCCUCUAGUUUGUGGUUUUGGCAUAACAUUGAAUGAUGGGAGAGCUGCCUACCUCACAGCACCAAAUCUCAAGUUUGAUCCAAAUGCCGUUCAAGGUAUUUGGGCACAAGGGAUCGAUGAUGCGACGUGCGUACGAGUUAACCACAAAUUCAGACUCAUCGCUAUUGGUAGAAAGAAUUCACAGAUAGACGUCUUCACGAUAGACGAGGCAACCGGUGGCUUGGAGUUGUCACACACGAUGGUGCUCAGUUCCAAGGACUUCCCCGGGGACCCGGGGCCCGUUAAAUGUAUGAGGUGGAGCGGCGAGGGCCGCGCGGUGGCGGCGAGCUGGGAGCGCGGCGGCGUGUCGGUGUGGAGCACGUUCGGCGCGCUGCUCAUGUGCUCGCUGGCGUGGGACUACGGCCUCAGCCAGGACCUCGCGCGGCACAACCCGCUCGUCGUCUCCAGCAUGGAAUGGGCAACAGAAGGUUACCAGUUGUGGAUGGUGAAAGUGGAAGAAGAAACGAAAUCGAAUCUUAUUCAGAUGGACUUUGUGAAGAGUCCACUAAGUGUCAAUCCUUGCAUGAGCAAUCAAAGGCAUCUUUACCUACAAGCAGACGACAAGUUAUACGUUAAUUUAGAAGAUAAUCUCACACGUCGAACGAAGAUAUCCAUAAUCGAUUCGUCCUCUGACGCGUUCCAAGAGAACGGUCAAGACCAUCCGCUGGAAUACGACAGCAGUACGAAGUACCAAGAGUUCGUGGACGACAACGAAUGCAGGAAACAGUGGAUAGUAUUGCAGCUGCCGGCUACGUAUAUUGCCACUAAUUGGCCGUUGCGGUUCAGCGCGGUGGACAGCAGCGGGCAGCACGUGUGCGUGGCGGGGCGCGCGGGGCUGGCGCACUACAGCUGCGCCGCGCGCCGCUGGAAGCUGUUCGGGAACGAGGCGCACGAGCGGGACUUCGUCGUCGCCGCCGGCGUGCUCUGGUGGCGGGACUACGUCGUCGCCGGAUGUUACAGUAUAACAGACGGACACGACGAGAUUCGGUUUUACCCGCGCGAUGCAAAACUUGAUAAUAAGUUCGCGAAGAUAGUUCGGGUGCAGGCGCAGGUGUUCGUGUUGGACAUUCUCGACGACCAGCUCGUCGUGUUCGGAGCGGACGCGCUCGUCACCAUAUACGAGCUAAACAGGAUCGACAACAGCGGGAACGUGGAGGUGCGCUGCGUGCAGGCGGUGGACGUGUCGGCGCUGUCGCACCCGGCGUGCGUGGUGUCGGCGUCGCUGUGCCGCCUGCAGGACGCGCCGCGCGCGCGCGCCGGCCCGCCCGCCGCGCCCGACUCGCUCGUAAUCAACGCAAGUGGAAAAUUAAUGAUGGUACAGAGAGAAGAAUAUGAUGUGGAUGAAGAUAAUAAUCCGGCGUACAGCUGUCUGCCCGCGACAGUUUUAGCCUCAUGCGUAGAAAGCGUAUGGUCUGGUGGUGGUUCGGGUGCUCAGACGCAACUGUCGCGCGCUCUAUGGUUAUGGUGCGGUGCGCUUGGUGCACGCGUGUGGCUGCCCUUAAUGCCGCGCGAGGUGACGAGGCGCACUGACCCUUCGCGGCACACCUUCAUGGCCAAGAGGAUAAUGCUGCCUUUCCAUCUGGACAUAUAUCCACUAACAAUUCUCUUCGAUGAUGCGAUACUCUUGGGAGCUGAAAAUGAUACAACUCUAUAUGCAUCCGACUCAAAUUCGGUGUUUUCUCUACCAUUUUGUGUGAUUAACAGAACGAGUCAAGUAUACUUACACCAAAUACUUCGACAACUUCUUCGACGGAACUUGGGCUAUCACGCCUGGGAGAUAGCUCGCUCGUGCUCUCAACUGCCCUACUUCCCGCACUCGCUAGAGCUGCUGCUGCACGAGGUGUUGGAGGAGGAGGCCACCAGCAAAGAGCCCAUACCUGACGCACAGCUGCCGAGCGUCAUCGAAUUCGUGCACGAAUUUCCAGUUUAUUUGCAGACUGUAGUACAAUGUGCAAGGAAGACGGAAAUAGCACUAUGGGCGUACUUGUUCUCCGCUGCCGGCAAGCCGAAGGAACUGUUCCAAGAGUGCUUGCAACGUAAGAUGCUGGAUACAGCUGCCUCCUAUCUCAUCAUAUUACAAAAUCUAGAAAGUUCGACAGUAAGCCGGCAGUUAGCGACGCAGUUGUUGGACACAGCGUUACAGCAAGAGCGGUGGGACCUCGCGAGAGAUCUUGUGCGCUUCUUAAGAGCUAUUGAUCCAAACGAUGUCGACUCUCCUAGAAACUCGAUAAACGUCCAAACCAAAUAUGGACAAAUAGUGCAGUCGCAGAGCGUCAGCCCAAAUGCUGAGGACUUGUCCGUUAUACUCGGGAGUAUGCAGGAUCGCUUGCAGCUGGGCGGCGCGCGCGGGCGGAGCUUCAGCACGACGGCCGCGCCGCGCGAGCCCUCGCCGCCCGCCGCCAGCGCGCCGCGCCGCAGCGCCGCCACCGCCGCCGUCAAGCGGAAGAAGUCCGUGCCCGCCAGGAGCGACAGGGACACGUACAGCGGCACGGCGGAGGAGUUCUUCAUCGACAUGAUGAUCCAGCGCCACGCCCGCCUGCUGCUGUCCACGGCGCGGCUGCUGGCGCUGGGCCGGCUGGCGGCGGCGCUGGACCUGCACCUGGUGGCGUGGCUGGCGGGCGAGCGCGAGCGGGCGGCGCGCGUGGACGCGGCCGUCGUGUGUCUGCGGCGCCUGCACGAGGACUUCAGCUGGCCCUACCCCGCGCCCGACGACACGGACUUCCCGCAGAGGAAGACCAGCGUUGUGCCAGCUCCGAGCAGCCCGGCGGCGGAGUGCGACAGCCUGUGCGGCGACAGCGGCUACGUGUCGCUGUCGCUGCGCAACGCGCUGCCGCUGGCGGCCGGCGCGCCGCUCUCCCCUGCGCCGCUCAGCUCCGUGGGCGAGGGCAGCGUGGCGGAGGGCGGCGGCGUGGCGUGGGGCGGCGCGGGCGACGCGGCCGACGCGGCGCCCGACGAGCGCCGGUACGCCGCGCUCAUGGAGCGCCUGCACCACCACCAGGCCGAGCGCGGCGACCACACCGCGCACGUGCAGCUCAGGUACCUGCUGCAGCUAAUGACGGAGGCGAGCUGCGUGGAGUGGGCGCUGGUGGUGGCGGUGGCGCUGCGGGACGCGCUGGCCGUGCUGCGCUGCGUGAACGCGGCGCGCGGGCCCGACGUGUCGCUGGAGGCCGCGCUCCGCCUUCGCGCUGCGCUCGCCGACCUGCGCGCCUGGACCGACGCUGAGUGCAUCGGCUACAAGCCCUUCAUGAUGGCGAUCAGCAAUCAGAUCCCGUAUCUUACUUCGAUCAUUAAUACCCGCGAACGUCGUGUCUCCUUAGCUCAAUCUCGUGCAAGAACACCAAGUACCAGUUCCCUCACGGAGCAGAAACAAACUCCUCAGGAACCAAAAUUACCCCCUCCGCAGAAGGCCCAAGAGGUAUCUAAGCAGUCAGUAAGGAAAGAUUCUCCCAUAACAAUGCCAGAACCUGAAUCGGCAGAAGUCCUCGCUCCGGCGCGACCACCGCUACCAUCUCGAGAAGAACCGGCCUCCAAUUGUGCCAUAAUGUAAUUUUUUUAUAAAUCCUCCGUAGCAUUAAAAUAUAUAUUUAAAAAAAUUACAAAAAUCCGAAAAAGUAAUACAAUCAACUUGUUUGUUUUUAUUAUUCAUUUUAAAAUUUAAACUCUAAACAAAUUACCAAUAUUAUGCCUAAAAAAUGACUAAAUAUUUAUUGAUUUUUUUUUGCGUAAGUUGCGUACGUUGUAAUCAUACAAUUAAUUGAUUAAUAAUAAAUUAGACAGAUGGCACGUGGCAUUUAAUUUCAAAGAAUAUAUAUAUUAUAUAUAUUUUUUUAAAUUUAUUUCAACUUUAAACUAAAUAAUGUUUUAUUAUACUAUAAUUUUAUAUAUUACGAAACAACGUUACAAAUAUAAAAUUUAACCUUUUAUCGGAAUUAUAUUACAUUAUUUAUAAACCAAGAUAUUUCGGUAUCUUUAUGCGGACUUUAAAAACCCUUGCCUUUCUCUACUUCUGUCUGUCAGUAUCUCUAGUCUAUCUUUACCUUAAUUCUAAAUAUUGUUAAUAAUAAUUUUAACAUAAAU
Messenger RNA from Nymphalis io (European peacock), 4892 nucleotides. RefSeq names its product guanine nucleotide exchange factor subunit Rich (gene Rich). Gene Ontology annotation, biological process: retrograde transport, endosome to Golgi; intracellular protein transport. The transcript is spliced from 26 exons. Gene Ontology annotation, molecular function: protein binding. NCBI's taxonomy places the organism in Eukaryota, Metazoa, Arthropoda, Insecta, Lepidoptera, Nymphalidae. The record is from RefSeq and is a predicted model, not a curated record. Bases 145 to 4362 code for a protein of 1405 amino acids. Gene Ontology annotation, cellular component: Ric1-Rgp1 guanyl-nucleotide exchange factor complex; cytosol; Golgi membrane.